AUGCUGACGCUGCAGAGAGUAUUGAGGACACGGGACGUGGUCUUCCUGCCGUCAGAGCACAGCAUGGAGGAGGUUUACCCAGAGAGACAGAGACUACGUGAGAUUGCUACUGUUCUCAACAUCCUGGAAAAUCUAGAGGAACCAGAGCAACUUAUAGGGGAGUCACACGUCAGUGAAAUCAUUCCUAGUCAAGAAAACGUCAACGAGACAGAGGAUGCCCAUGAGGCAGAGAGCGUUGACGAAGCAGAGAGUCAGCUAAUGAAUGAGAUGGCUGGUCAUCGAGAGUCACAGAAGGAAGUGACAGAGAGUACAGAAUGGCUACCGACGCCUGAGGACACACCCGAGCCGAGUUAUCUGCUGGAUGGCAACAGAGAGAUAGUUGAGAGUAGUCAGGAGAGUGGCAGCAUGCCACGAGGCUGGCAGACUCUUAUGCCUGAGGCAGAGGCUCCGGAUCGACGAUCGAAUAACGCUCCAAGGAGAGAAGAUAUCAGCAGCCAGAUUGACGAGGCAAACGUGCUGACGUCAAGGAGACAGAGACGCCCGCUGGGAUCGUACUACACAGCAUUUGCACUAGCUGUCAAUCCGUCAGAAUCUCAGAAACUUAUGGGCGAAGCGCCACGCACAAGGCUGCACAGAGACAGGCUCCCAGCACCCCCACAACAGUGGAGAGACCUAGAGAAGCACCUGCACGGACAGGAGUUCAGAGAGGCAGCUUAUGCUGAGUUUGCUAGCUGUUAA
Ascochyta rabiei is the source of this 738-nucleotide messenger RNA. RefSeq lists its product as uncharacterized. Lineage: Eukaryota; Fungi; Ascomycota; Dothideomycetes; Pleosporales; Didymellaceae. Bases 1 to 738 code for a protein of 245 amino acids. The record is from RefSeq and is a predicted model, not a curated record. The transcript has a single exon.